AUGAAAGGCUUCCUUAGCCUAACACUGCUCCCGUUGCUGGCCUCGGCCUCACCCAUGGUGGUGGGCUCGAUCCACAAUGACGCCGCUCCUAUCCUCUCAUCUAUCAACUCACAGGAAAUUCCUGACUCCUAUAUCAUCGUGUUCAAGAAGCACGUUGACCACAGCUCCGCUUCAGACCACCACAACUGGGUGCAAGAACUCCACACCGCCCAGAACGGUCGGAUGGAGCUGAAGAAGCGUUCUCUGUUUGGCUUCGACUUUGAGGCCUUCACAGGUGUCAAGCACACUUUCCGCGUUGGUGAAUCUCUCAUGGGAUAUGCUGGUCACUUCCACGAGGAUGUCAUCGAGCAGGUUCGCCGUCACCCUGAUGUCGAUUAUAUUGAGAAGGACUCUGAGGUCCGCACCAUGAGCGAAGGCACCGUUGAGAAGAACGCUCCUUGGGGUCUUGCCCGUAUCUCCCACCGGGAUGCCCUCUCCUUCGGUAACUUCAACAAGUACCUUUACGCCGAGGAGGGUGGUGAGGGUGUCGAUGCCUACGUGAUCGACACCGGUACCAACAUCGAGCACGUUGACUUCGAGGGCCGUGCUUCCUGGGGUCAGACCAUCCCCCAGGGUGAUGCCGAUGAGGAUGGAAACGGUCACGGAACCCACUGCUCCGGUACCAUUGCCGGUAAGAAGUACGGUGUCGCCAAGAAGGCCAACGUCUACGCUGUCAAGGUGCUCCGCUCCAACGGCUCUGGUACCAUGUCCGAUGUCGUCAAGGGUGUUGAGUGGGCCGCUGAGUCUCACAUCAAGAAGUCCAAGAAGGGUGACAAGAAGUUCAAGGGUAGCGUUGCCAACAUGUCUCUUGGCGGUGGUAGCUCUCGCACUUUGGACCUCGCUGUCAACGCCGCCGUUGACGCUGGUCUUCACUUCGCUGUCGCUGCUGGUAACGACAACGCCGAUGCUUGCAACUACUCCCCUGCCGCUGCUGAGAAGGCCGUCACUGUCGGUGCUUCUACCCUGGCUGAUGAGCGUGCGUACUUCUCCAACUACGGAAAGUGCACUGACAUCUUCGCCCCCGGUCUGAACAUCCUGUCUACCUGGACUGGCAGCAAGCACGCCGUCAACACCAUCUCAGGUACCUCCAUGGCCUCUCCCCACAUUGCCGGUCUCCUGGCCUACUACGUCUCCCUGGCACCCGCCAAGGACUCUGCCUUUGCCGUUGCCGAUGUCACCCCCAAGCAGCUUAAGGCAGCCCUCAUCGCCAUCGCUACCUCUGGCGCUCUCUCUGACAUUCCCUCCGACACCCCCAACCUCCUCGCCUGGAACGGUGGUGGUUCCUCCAACUACACCGAGAUUGUUGCCGGUGGUGGCUACAAGUCCGGCAGCAGCGUCGAGGACGCUGUCAAGGACCGUGUUGGCAGCAUCAUUGAGGAUGCCGAGAAGGCCUUCCACAAGGAGCUCGGUGCCAUCUACAGCGAGAUCAAGGACGCUGUUUCCGCAUAG
Molecule: messenger RNA, 1488 nt
Organism: Penicillium salamii
Lineage: Eukaryota; Fungi; Ascomycota; Eurotiomycetes; Eurotiales; Aspergillaceae
Source: the annotation of a GenBank genome assembly